UUAGCUUCACUUGUGAACAACUGCAAUGGCCAAUUUCAGAGGAAAUGUGCCGUUAGCUACAAUCACCAUCACAAUCUUGGCUUUUGCCGCGCUCUUAUACACUGAGAGACUAGGCUCUUUAUCUUCAACAGCCAAGUUGAGGUUCAAGCCAUGCGCUAGAAGUAAUGCUGUUGAGAGAUUAGUUGAUGUGAAUGGCUUCAGUUACGCAGAUGAUGAAUUGUUCGAUUUUGAUCCUGAUCAAUGCAGCCUGAAUCAUGGGAAAUGGGUGUUUAAUCGCUCCAUUGAGCCCCUAUAUUCGGAUAGAACUUGUCGAUUCUUAGACAGGCAGGUUUCGUGUGUGAAAAAUGGUAGGCCAGAUUCGGAUUAUAGGUACUGGGAGUGGCAACCGGACAACUGCAGGCUGCCGAGGUUUGAUCCAAGAAUGGUUCUGAGGAAACUUAAAGGGAAGAGGCUAAUGUUUGUUGGGGACUCACUUCAAAGAGGGCAAUGGCAGUCCUUUGUUUGCCUUGUUGAUUCAGUGAUACCGAAAGGAAAGAAGUCGAUGAAACGAGGCCGUUUGCAUUCUGUUUUCAGAGCAAAGGAAUACGAUGUGACAGUGGAGUUCUAUUGGGCACCUUUCCUGGUAGAAUCCAACACAGAUGUUCAUAUAAAAGCAGAUCCAAAACAGAGAAUAGUGAAGGUGGACUCAGUUGAAAAGCAUGCCAAACACUGGUUGGGUGUUGACAUCCUCAUCUUCAACACUUAUGUUUGGUGGAUGAGUGGCCUCAAAACUAAGAUAUUAUGGGGUUCGUUUGCAAACGGAGAAGAAGGCUACGAAGAGGUGGAGACACACAUUUCGUACACGCUAGGGCUCAGAACAUGGGCAAAUUGGGUGGAUUCAAACGUUGAUCCCUCCAAAACACGAGUGUUCUUCACUACCAUGUCGCCUUCACACCAUAGGCCAGCAGACUGGGGGAAUGAAAACGGCACAAAAUGCUUCGAUGAGAGGCUGCCGGUGCUGAAGAAAGGGCACUGGGGAAGUGGGUCAGACAAGACGAUGAUGGGCGUGGUGGGCAGCGUCAUGGCAAGGAUGAAGGUGCCGGUCACACUGAUCAACAUAACGCAACUAUCGGAAUAUAGAAUUGAUGCUCACACCUCAGUUUAUACUGAGUUGGGUGGAAAAGUGUUGACGGGAGAACAAAAGGCCGAUCCCUUGCAUUAUGCUGAUUGUAUACACUGGUGCUUGCCUGGACUUCCCGAUACUUGGAAUCAAAUAUUCUACACAAAUUUGAUGUUACAUCUGCUCCAUAAAUUCAAUGAUUUUGGAAAUUCGACUGAUUCGGGUUUGCAUUUCUUCGAAACCCAACUGUUCACGGAAUCACAAGCUAAUUUAUUUGACUUUCCUUCAUAUUUUGAUAGUACGUGUGUCUCUCACCCCUAGAUAGUCUUGCCUCACAUUUCUUCUUAGUAA
Salvia hispanica is the source of this 1450-nucleotide messenger RNA. RefSeq names its product trichome birefringence-like protein (DUF828) (gene TBL3). The record is from RefSeq and is a predicted model, not a curated record. Lineage: Eukaryota; Viridiplantae; Streptophyta; Magnoliopsida; Lamiales; Lamiaceae. Gene Ontology annotation, molecular function: O-acetyltransferase activity. Gene Ontology annotation, cellular component: Golgi apparatus.